AUGACUUUGGAGAAGGAGAAGAUACUCCAGCCUAGAGAGGUUGAGGAUCUGAUUGCUAAUGGACAUGCCAUUGUCGUUUACGGAGACUGUGUUUUAAAGCUUGAUUCAUGGAUGAAAUACCAUCCUGGAGGUGAUAAGGCCAUCCACCAUUUGAUUGGGCGUGAUGCCACGGAUGAAAUGAACUCGUACCAUUGCGAUGAAACAAUUUCCAUUUUCAAACGUUAUAAAAUCGGUAAGUUGGAUUCCCCCUGGAUCAACAUGCUACCUCCCAUCCAAGGCGGUAAAUAUAGGUUUCUUAAUGGUGAGAUUUCAGAGAAAAAACUAUGUGGCCAAACAGAAGUUACUAUUAGAUCCAAGAUUCCUCAAAAUGUGGUUCUCUUACAAGGCAUGGAUGAAUAUUACCCCGUUGAAAAUAAAAACUCUAAUCCAAUCAGAGAUCCAAGAGUUGUAAUCAAUAAUUAUGAUAAUAACUUGGUGAAGAAUGACUUGAAUGAGCUCCCCCCUCUGGAUUACAAAACCCAGCGUCUCUUGUCUGUGAAAUAUAACGAGAUGCACCAAAAAAUCAUUAAUGAUGGUUUGUAUGAUUGUCCAUACAUUGAAUAUUUCAAGCAAUUUUGUAUUAAUUUAACUCUAGGGCUGUAUUCUUUGAUAUUCUUCAAAACAGGCCACUACUUCAUAAGUGCAGCUCUUCUAGGGUUUUUCUGGCAACAACUUGUCUUUAUUGCUCAUGAUGCAGGCCAUAUAGGUAUAACCCACAAUUUCCAAAUUGAUAACAUCAUCGGCACAAUCAUUGCAGACUGGAUAGGUGGGCUAUCCCUAGGUUGGUGGAAACGUAGUCACAACGUUCACCAUCUAAUUACUAACGAUCCGAUCCAUGAUCCAGAUAUUCAACAUCUACCUUUCUUUUGUGUUAGUUCAAGGUUGUUUGGUAAUAUUUUCUCAACAUAUUACGAAAAGUACCUUUGGUUUGAUAAAUUUGCCCAAUUCUUAUUACCUUACCAGCAUUACCUAUAUUACCCAAUCCUAUGUUUUGGUAGGUUUAACCUCUAUCGUUUGUCUUGGGAGUAUGUUUUAAAAGGCCAGGGCCCGAGGCAUGGCAAGGCGGCAUGGUUCCGGUAUUUUGAACUCAUGGGGCUUUCCUUCUUUAUAUAUUGGUUUUUCUAUCUAAUGGUGGGGAGCUUACCCACCAAAUGGGAUAAAUUCCAGUAUAUCAUGGUUUCACAUAUUGCCACGAUGAUUGUCCACGUGCAAAUCACCUUGAGCCAUUUUGCAAUGUCGACUUCGGACUUAGGACAAAGUGAAAGUUUUGUUUCAAGACAGUUGCGUACAACAAUGGAUGUCUCCUGUCCUGAAUGGUUAGAUUUCUUCCAUGGCGGUUUGCACUACCAAGCAAUACAUCAUUUAUUUCCAAGGUUACCUCGUCAUAAUUUCCGCAAAGCUCAGCACUACGUUUUAGAGUUUUGUAAGGAAACAGGGCUCAAGUAUUCAAUUUACGGUUUUACUGAUGGAAAUGGUAUUGUCAUCAACAAAUUGCAUGAUAUCGCUAAGCAAGUUAUCAUUAUGAAGGAAGCCUUGGUUGCUGAGAGUAAAAAUCCACACUUGGAUUGA
Messenger RNA from Pichia kudriavzevii, 1608 nucleotides. RefSeq lists its product as uncharacterized. Lineage: Eukaryota; Fungi; Ascomycota; Pichiomycetes; Pichiales; Pichiaceae. Gene Ontology annotation, cellular component: membrane. The record is from RefSeq and is a predicted model, not a curated record. The transcript has a single exon. Gene Ontology annotation, biological process: lipid metabolic process. Bases 1 to 1608 code for a protein of 535 amino acids. Gene Ontology annotation, molecular function: oxidoreductase activity, acting on paired donors, with oxidation of a pair of donors resulting in the reduction of molecular oxygen to two molecules of water.